UUGGUAAAAACAUGACAAGGAAGACAUGUGUCUGCGUCUUCCUGCUGCUCAUCUUCCACUACAUCUGUGGUCUAAGAGAGUGGAAAGUUAUACACCAUGGUGAAUCAAAGAGUUGGGGAGAAGCCCAGUCCAGCUGCAGGAAGAAGCACCUUGAUCUGGUCACAGUCAGAAAUGAAGAUGAAAAUCUGGCAUUGGCUCCAUACAGUGGCUGGAUUGGAUUGUACCAAGACAAGGAUGGAAGCCCAUGGAAAUGGUCCUUUAGAGACGAAAGGCCCACGUUUUUCAAAUGGAGGACUCCAGCACACGAUCCAAACCAAAACUGCGGCUAUAUAAGGUCUUCGACCAACAGGUGGGAGGACGACUUGUGUAGUUUUGAACGCUCCUACAUAUGUUAUGAAGAGACGCUGGUUCUGGUGAAGGAAAACAAAACCUGGGAAGAGGCAUUAGAGCGCUGCAGGUCUCUGAGCGGAGCACAAAGCUACGACCUGGCAACCCUCGUCACCAACGACGACCACGACUUCGCACGAGAGAAAGCUCAAACUGCUACCACUGAGGAGGUGUGGACGGGCCUGCGUUACCUUGGUGAUGAGUGGGUCUGGGUGGGUGGAGAACCGGUGCAGUACCAGGAUUUUCCAAGCUGCCCGGCUGAGAGGUGUGGAGUCCUGGAGAAGAACAGGAACUCAUCCUUCGGCAUCAGAGACUGCAAUGAGAGGAGGAACUUCUUCUGUUACAUAAAACCUUAAAUCCCGUAGAAAAACUAUCUGAUGAAAAGAGGCUCUUCAUUCAUUAACUUAAACUAGCUGGAUGGAUGGAUGGCAAGAAUAAGCCAUGUUAGAAGCUUUCUAUUCAAAGAACUCUAGUUGCUGUAUUAAUGUAUACAUAUAUAUCUUAGAAACACUAGAAUCUUUGCAGCCGUUUGAUGGUUAAAAUCUAUAUUUUCAUAGGAGCUUCCUCUGUUACAAAAAUCCUGAAAACCCCUGAAAGCCUGAUGACGUCAUCUCCUCUUACUGUUUUUAUGAAAAAUACUCACCUAUUAGGAAUUAAA
Molecule: messenger RNA, 1045 nt
Organism: Xiphophorus hellerii (green swordtail)
Lineage: Eukaryota; Metazoa; Chordata; Actinopteri; Cyprinodontiformes; Poeciliidae
Product: lymphocyte antigen 75-like
Exons: 3
Coding region: 12-743 (243 amino acids)
Source: RefSeq, a predicted model, not a curated record